GCCCGCCCUUGUGAGCGAAGCCAUCGAUUGCCUCAGCACCACCCAACAUAGUCGCAAAACUCAAGAGUCGCCCGCAGCAGCAUCUGACUUCCAGCCCGCUGCCCUUCUUGGCAGUCCGGCAAAGUCACCAUGGAUCUCGCUACGCCAAAUGUGCCGUGCGCUUCGCCCUUGAACCACCACGGCUCUCCUUCUACCGACCAUGAUGGCACUGCGCAGGCUUCUGGAAGCCAGCCCGCCAACCAACAGCAACCGGCUAGAAGGAAACGGCGACACUCAUCGUUUCUCCCCCACCGGCGCAAGUCGAUUGUAAACCACAUCAUAGACGGCGAGGAGCAGUUACUCUUGAAGGUUGAUCUCUUUCUCUCCGAACUCGAGCGGCGUCUCGACUUCCUGGAGAGUUAUGGCGAUGUCAGCCUGGACGCGAGCAUCUCGAGGGCGUACAAUACCCUGCAGGCCGUGCGGACCCGAUGUUCUCAGGUUUCAGGGGAGGUUAUCGACGCCGGCCGUCGGCGCGUCCAGGUCAUGGUUGAGACACUAGAGCAUCGUUACCAGGACGGUCUCGCCGCAGCCGAGUCGCUCAACGAGAAGGCCCGGGUGAGCAUCGAGUUGCUCGACACUAUGCUCUCUGACUUCGAGGACCAUGCGUACAAGUUCAGAGAACAGAGCCUGGCCAACGCCGCUGACGCCGCGGGGGUCUUCAUGAGCGAGGGUCGUCGGGUGGUGGACGAGGGCUUCGAACGCGCCCGCGAGGUUGUGGACGAGGGUUUCGCCACGGCAAAGUGGGCGGCCGAGUCGCUCGAGGAUCACAUCCAACGUGCCGUCGCGCGGGCGAGACAGCACGGCCUAAUUCGCUACGACGACCUGCCGAUGCCCUGGCGGAUCAACCCCCACAUCCGCAAGGGGUACCGCUUCAGCGAAACGAAGCUGGGCUGUAUCAAGUCCAUGUUCAACCUCUCCAACGAGCUGGUCAACAUAUGGUCGCACGCUCUCGGCUUGGUCCUUGUCCUUUCUAUAGCCUUUUACUUCUACCCCACCAGCGACAACUUCUCGCUCAGCACAAAGACGGACGUCUUCAUCGCCGCCGUUUUCUUCUUCGCGGCCUGCCAGUGCCUGGUCUGCAGCACCAUCUGGCACACCAUGAACUCGAUUGCCGAUCGUCACCUGAUGACAUCGCUCGCCUGCGUCGACUACACGGGAAUCUCGCUUCUCAUUGCGGCGUCUAUCAUCACAACCGAAUACACGGCAUUCUACUGCGACCCAAUCAGCCGCUGGGCCUAUCUGUCCACCACGGCGAUUCUCGGCAUAGGUGGCGUCAUUCUGCCGUGGCACCCCGGAUUUAAUGGACCGGACAUGGCCUGGUGCAGAGUCGCCUUCUACGUCAGCCUGGGCGCGACGGGGUUCCUGCCCAUCCUUCAGCUCUAUCUAACAAAGGGCUCCUCAUUUGUCUGGGAGUUCUACUCGCCCAUCGCCGAGUCGCUCCUCGUCUACCUGAGUGGUGCUUUCAUCUAUGCCAGCAAGGUGCCCGAGCGUUGGUUCCCGGGCAUGUUCGACUACAUUGGCGGUAGCCACAACCUGUGGCAUUUUGCCGUCCUGGGUGGCAUCCUGUUCCAUUACUUCGCUAUGCAGGAGUUCUUCUCGACGGCCUUCCGCCAAGCUCAGAAUGGUUGCCCGGCCUAUUGAAAGAGCAUUAUCACUCUCGCUCGGCGUAUACCAUCCAUAUCGACAGUAUGAGAACCAACGAAUAGAUAUCAUGUUCCUCGCGGUUCCCAACCAUCAGUGCCAAUGCGCAAUGUAGCCAGUCGCAAUUCCCAAGCAAUGGGUUGUUUCGAACUGCCGCUUACAAUUCAUGUUUGGGAUCCCUAAGGGCAGACUGUCCAUUAGGGGUACCAUUAUGAUUACAUAUUAUGUCGUUCCGUGUUCCCAGGUCACUCAAAAGGAGCACAUGAUCAAACCGACGACGCCCAUUGCAACCCCCGCCCACAGGACUGUUUUCCUCUCGUGGCUGAUUUCCGACACUUGGAGAAAAUGGUCGCCCGAGGUUGGGCUGGAGAUGUUGGCUGUCGAGUCGGGGGGCGUCGUUUCCGGUUGAUGCGACUGGGUUAUUAUGACUACGCCCCCCGUCCUGCUGGCGGCGGAGCCGUCGCUACUCCUGGCUUCUGUCGUCAUGUCUGCAACCUGGUGUCCCGCCGACGCAUCGCCGCUUAGGUGGCAGGUCGGCUUCUGUCCGCAAGCAUCGGUGGCGGUCGUCACCUGCUCAUCAGCCGCGCCGGCCGACGGUAUCCUCUCGUGGCCGGGGACCUGCAGCUCUGCCCAGUUUGGUGCUGAGUCGGUAGCGUCGCCAGUUGUUGGGCGAGGGAUCUAGGGCAGGUCAGUCGCACGUUAUGUGGCUUUUUUUUUCUCCAUGAUAUCAACCCCCGGUCGCGUUCAAAAAAACAUACACGAGGGGAGCCAUGUGGUGGUGCGCUCUUUAGGGGCAGCUGUCGGGCCGGUUGCGGCAGGUGGUCGUUCUGAUCACAGGUCGGGCCCAGAAUGUCGCCAGCUACUAGGCAUAAUAUAGUCGAAAGUCGCAUGGCGGUCCAGGGUAGGCCGCGCCGGGGGCUUUGAUUGUUGGUUAUGUCGGGUCUGUUUCGUUGCGCGCGCCAAGACGCACUGACAAGAGUCUUUGCUUUGCUUGACAGUUUGUUGCUGCGCCCGUGCUGGUCUUUGAUUGGUGAUGGAUUCUAUGUCUCGGAUCGGAUCGCGGACUUUUGUCUCGGGCGGCUGCUUGCACGUGUCGUCGGUGAUGUGAUAUCUCGAGAAUAUAGCAGGGCGCGAGGAAUAGAGGUAGUCCCAAGAAAGACGAGCGGAGAGGGAGCUGGCACGGAUUUGUGCAAAGAGUAUGGAUAUGAGGAUAGGUAUGGAGAAUUGGCGCCUCGGUCGGGUGGUAGGCAGGUAGGUGGGUGUAGGUAGAUUAUGGUGGGAGGCUGGAACGAUGGGGCAAGGACUGGGAGAUAGGUGGACCGGAGUUGUUUAAAGGAGGCGUGUUGGAUCCGUGGAACCACUCCGGAGGCGUUUCUUGUCUGGGCUGAUAUCAAGAAGCCUGCCCGUCUGGAACCGUGGGGGUAACCCCCGAAGGAGGGAAGGGGGGAUGGGAAUCCACGGGUAAAAAAAAACAAAAACAAGGAAAAGCAAACGCUGUUUAACCCCCUGCCUUUCCCCCACUGGGCCCUGGUGCCGCCUCGAAUCAGACGCCAAUUUUUAUUUUCCCUCUUUUUCUUUUCUUGUAUCUGGGGGCCCGUCUAGAACCAGCAAUAAAACUGGGCAUAUCUAU
Gaeumannomyces tritici R3-111a-1 is the source of this 3310-nucleotide messenger RNA. Its product is annotated as ssgprc1. Lineage: Eukaryota; Fungi; Ascomycota; Sordariomycetes; Magnaporthales; Magnaporthaceae. Gene Ontology annotation, molecular function: signaling receptor activity. Gene Ontology annotation, cellular component: membrane. The transcript is spliced from 2 exons. The record is from RefSeq and is a predicted model, not a curated record. The coding region runs from base 130 to 1680 and encodes 516 amino acids.